Molecule: messenger RNA, 595 nt
Organism: Cydia fagiglandana
Lineage: Eukaryota; Metazoa; Arthropoda; Insecta; Lepidoptera; Tortricidae
Product: autotransporter adhesin BpaC-like
Exons: 2
Coding region: 95-595 (166 amino acids)
Molecular function (GO): serine-type endopeptidase inhibitor activity
Source: RefSeq, a predicted model, not a curated record
UAAAAUGUAAUUAUUAACACUGAGUUUCUUUGAAUUGGAAAUAUCUGCAGAACGUUCGUCGAUAAGAUCUAUACUAAGUCUAUCCUAAAGAAAUAUGAAGAAAUUUCACUGUUUUAUUUUUCUUACGUGUGUUAUUUUAAAAGUAUUAGCAGUACCACCUUCCGUAUGCCGCGCCGAGUUCCGUUGGGACGACUGCGGCAAACCCCCCAAACCUGUCAUGUACUACUGGAAGAAGGGCUCCCGUUGCGAAAUAGGCAUCUGGAAGGGCUGCGUGCCCAACCCGAACAUGUUCGCCGACGAAUACGAAUGUAUCAACACCUGCGUGUUCGUCGAUAAACCUUCUGUACGAACUGAGAGCGAGGAACCAGAAACGGAACCUACUACAACUGUGGAUAACAGCACUGAUGUUACUGGAGCUACUGGUGAAUCUAGUAAUGCUACUGAAGCUACUGGUGAAUCUAGUAAUGCUACUGAAGCUACUAAUGAAACCGAAGCUACUGGUGAAACCACAGCUACUAAUGCUGGUGGUAACGGAACUGAAGGCAAUAGUACGGCCUCUGGAGGUGAAACUACUACUGCUAAUGGUACCACGUAA